AUGUCCGAAAUUAACUUCCUGAGGCGGAAUCUCCGCAUUCUCGUCCUAAACCCGAACUGUUCUACCAUCAUGACUGAAGGCAUGGCCAACGCCAUUCGCCAUAUGCCACUACCGGAUUCAGUUGAGAUUUUCACCUAUACUGCUCCUCCCCAUUCCGCUCCCGACAGCAUCAACGACCAAGAGGGCAUCGACCGUAGCACUCAGGCAGUCCUAGACGACUCCAAGAUUGAGGAGGAGCUCGGGUCAGACAAGUACGAUGCUGUUCUCGUUGCUUGCUUCAGUGUGCACACUCUAGUUCCCAAGCUGACCCGGUUCCGCCAUCUUGCUGUUACUGGUAUCUUUGAAGCAAGUAUUCUCACGUCCAUCUCACUCAUGUCUGCAGCUGAGACCGGCGGUAAAUGGGGAAUUGUCACGACUGGAAAGUUCUGGGAGGAUCAUCUGACCGAUGGUGUCAAGAAGUACCUCGGCCAGGAGAAGGACGGUGUUAACAACAAGUUCGCCGGUGUCUAUUCCUCCGGUCUUACAGCUGGUGACUUCCAUACCGUUCCACCAGAGAAGGUUAAGGAAAAGCUCAAGGAAGCUACCCGCAAGCUUCUCGAUCAAGGUCAGGUUAACUGUGUUGUCAUGGGCUGCGGUGGUAUGGCUGGUCUGGAGGACAUUAUCCGCUCGACUGCUAUUGAGGAAUAUGGCAAGGCCGACGGUGACCUUGUCUACAUCAUCGACGGAGUCAAGGCUGGUAUCAUGCAAUUGGAGCAGAUGAUCCGCAGCAAGCGAGCCUUCCGAUAA
Molecule: messenger RNA, 786 nt
Organism: Fusarium coffeatum
Lineage: Eukaryota; Fungi; Ascomycota; Sordariomycetes; Hypocreales; Nectriaceae
Exons: 2
Coding region: 1-786 (261 amino acids)
Source: RefSeq, a predicted model, not a curated record